Molecule: messenger RNA, 556 nt
Organism: Benincasa hispida (wax gourd)
Lineage: Eukaryota; Viridiplantae; Streptophyta; Magnoliopsida; Cucurbitales; Cucurbitaceae
Product: cytochrome c oxidase subunit 5C-like
Source: RefSeq, a predicted model, not a curated record
CCCACUCUCCCCCCAAUCGGCAAAGCGGAAAUUGAGAGUCUUGAGAGUUUGGAGUGCUAAAAAGCCGAAGGCAGCAAAAUCUUCAAAGACCAUAAACAAAAUUUCUAGGCGACAUCCAGCUUCCAUCUUCUCUGAUUUUCUUACCAUUGACAAAGUAGAAAAGCAAAUGGCUGCUGGCAGGGUGGCUCACGUCACACUUAAAGGACCGAGUGUGGUCAAGGAGAUAUUGACAGGAAUGGGACUUGCUUUGUUUGCUGGUAGCUUUUGGAAAAUGCAUCAAUGGAAUGAGCAGAGGAAAGUGAGAGCUUUCUAUGAUCUACUGGAGAAGGGUGAGAUCGGUGUCGUUGUUGAUGAAGAAUAGAUUUUACACUCAUCAUGAUAUUAUGGAACACAUUCACCAGCUUGUUUAUCAUUUUUUUUUUGAAAACCUCGUUGUAUUGCUCUUGGAUUAGAGAUGACAUGUUUAUCUUUUGCAACCAUUUCUGCAAAUAAGAACAUGAUAGACAGAUUUUGGACUUAAUAAACUUUAUUUCAUGAUUUGUUUUUCUUUUGUGCA